This is a messenger RNA of Anopheles stephensi (Asian malaria mosquito), 3259 nucleotides long. Its product is annotated as serine/threonine-protein kinase meng-po. The transcript has 5 exons. Gene Ontology annotation, biological process: peptidyl-threonine phosphorylation; peptidyl-serine phosphorylation. Gene Ontology annotation, molecular function: ATP binding; protein serine/threonine kinase activity. The coding region runs from base 1161 to 2942 and encodes 593 amino acids. Lineage: Eukaryota; Metazoa; Arthropoda; Insecta; Diptera; Culicidae. The record is from RefSeq and is a predicted model, not a curated record.
CCUGGUGCUCAGUUGUGCUCAUCGUUUACCCGUGAUCUGACGUUUAGUAAAAUAAUUGUAGUGCUAGCAGCUAGAGAGCAAACCCCCAAAUAUGUAGCUACAGACUUGCCGUUUGCGUUGCACUUGUGUUUCGAUUGAUCGAAGUUUAUCAAAGCCUUAUUUGUCGAUGUCGGAUAAUGAUUGGCUGCAUUAUCUGCUGUGCCAUUGAGCUUAAGUUACCACCGACGGUGACUGCUAUCGUGCCGCUUUCGCUCUCCUGGCGACGACGCCGGCCCGUGUGAACAGCGCGUUGUGUGAAAAUCUAGUGAUAUAUAAAUUUAGAAAAUCAUUAGCUCGGCGCAACCACAGCUGCAGCACAGCGGGAAUCAUCAUUCUGCCUGGCUCGGGGAAAAACAGGGAAACCCAACGCAAGCGGGUUGGUCUCGAUGGUUUAAUGUCAAAGCGAUACCAACACCACGCUUUCCACGCUUUACAAUUACGACCACAGUGCCACCGUGUUUGCUGUGUUAAAGUGAUGAAAAAUCACUCGGAUACGAUUUAAGCGGUGUGUCGAUUCUUAGCCGAAGAAGCUGCCUUUUGCCACACCCAAGACAUAUUCGUUGGGAAUUAGUGAAACGGAUUACUUUGUGUGUAUUUAGCAACAUUAAGUUCGUGUGUUGUGAGUGACUACAAAUCAAAGUGAAACUAGUUCCGGCAGCCGAACGGAGAAAGCUUGAAGAUCACAAAACACUAAAAAUAUCGUUCUGGUGUGUGCCGAAUUUGACCCGAUGAAGCGUGAUGCGGUGGGGAAACUCACUCACACGCACGAUGGAAAAAAGCCAUGCAGACGUGUGAAAGUGUUAUAACUAACUUAUCGGUUACGCAUAAUCAUGCUUAAAUAACUUAAGCAAAACAAAAAUGCCGUAGUGAACGUGUCUGUUAAACAAUAUUACAACUGUAUAGAUCAAUCUCACACUAAUACACAAAGACAUAGCAGUCCGCGUAACUGUAACUGCUCAACCAGUGCUACCAAUGCUAACUAAACAGCGGAGCAACGUGGGACAGCAUCAUCGUCAGCAACAUUAUGAUAACGAAAUGAGUUCGUCCUUCGUCCCACUCCGUUGAAGCAGUAGCGUUAGAUAGUUGACACACAGUCCUCCCAUUACCACAGUCGACCAGAGAUGGCCGCGUCGAAAAAAUCUAGUGGCAGCAUCCACAAAAUUCGGGAAUUCGAGCUUGAUAAAGUGGUGCUGUCGGACGAGUUUGACAUCUUGCAAAUUGUCGGCGAAGGAUGGUUUGGAAAAAUAUUGCUCGUGGAGCACCGUGCGACCGACACGGAGAUGGUGCUGAAGCUGCUGCCCAAACCGUUCGUCUCACUGACAGAUUUUUACAAGGAAUUUCACUUCAGCCUCAUGCUGGGACAGCAUAAAAAUAUUGUUACCACUUAUGAUGUCGCUUUCGAGACGGCCGGAUUCUACGUCUUCACGCAGGAAUAUGCACCAUUGGGCGACCUUACCUCGAACGUGUCGGACAGUGGGAUCGGUGAGCUGCAUACAAAGCGCGUCGCCCGGCAGCUUGCUUCGGCGAUCGAUUACAUACAUCAAAAAGACCUCAUCCACCGGGACAUCAAGCUAGACAAUGUGCUGGUGUUUCGUUCGGAUUUUGCUCGCAUUAAGCUGUGCGACUUUGGCGAAUCGAGAAAGCUGGGCGAGGAAGUGCUGAGACGCAACGAGUGGCUACCGUACAGUCCGCCCGAAGUGCUGCUCGUAAAAACGGAUGAUAAAUACAAGACUGAUACGGCGCACGACGUGUGGCAGUUUGGCAUCGUGUGCUUCGUGUGUCUGACCGGGUGCCUGCCCUGGCAGAAAGCAUCGAUCGACGAUCCACGGUACAAUCGGUACGCGCAAUGGCACCAGGCCACGCUCACCUUCCCGAUGAAGCGCUGUCCCAAGCUGUUCAAGCUGCUUUCCGCCCGGGCCUGCAAACUGUUCAAGAAGUUUUUGGAUCCGCGGGCCGAUCGACGGCUCAAGACGCUGAGCGAUUUGCAAAAGUAUCUGGAUGACCGGUGGCUCGGUAAGACGGCCGAAAAGGAGAUGGCAGAAAAUGAGCCGGACGAGCUGUGUCCCUCCAUGUACUCGUUCCACAGCAGUGUGGAGGAAAAGAAUAAGCUUCUCGGGACCCUGGCUCAAUGUGGCAUCGAGACGACCGUUGAUCGGGCUGCCAAGAAAAACCGCAUUCGAGACUGGAUCCAAUCGUCGGUGAUUAUGGAGGAAGAGGAGGAAGACGAUUCGGGAUCCGCUACACCCUCGUCGACCGUAUCGCGCACGGCCGUACCCGGGCAUGUAUCGUCCGUGGCCGCCCUGGAACGGGCGGAGAAAAAGAUCAACUCCACCGUAAAGGAAGCGUCCCAGAAACACAUCGACCCGAGAACGGGAACGGUUCAGGUCGGUCCGAGCGAGAUGGGAUCGGUUAACGUGCGGGACGGGAACAAUAACUGGCACCAGGCGGCACCGAACAUCAACGGACAUUCGAUUGCCACGAACGCUGGCAAGCAUAGCCUGCUCGUGGCUACGCACGGUCUCGUAAAGGAGGCAUUUAAUACGGUUGCGUCCGUUGCGGUACCUGCCACCGAGAUCAGUCGCAAUGGGUCGUACGAUAAGAAGAGUAGCCUACAGGACAGUGGGUACGGUAGUCUGAAGGGUGGGCUCAAGGGUGCCUCAGCCAGUAGAAGAAUUGCCAAAUCGCCAACCCUUCCCAAACGCUCCACCUUCAUCCGAUCGGAGAACAAUCCGUUUGAAGAGCAAGAGUCCGGUGAAGAGCGCGACAGCCAGAGCAUGGAGUUUGACGAGCUGGAAACCGAUCGUGGAUCGGACGGGUUUCUUAAUGCGACACCCGCGAAGCAAGCAGCACCCGAGAAGCCCCAGAAAAGCACCUACGAGAAGAUUUUCUUCCGGAGAAAAUAAUGCUGAACAAUUGAUCAUCGUACUCGUACUUACUUCUGUUACAAUUAUCGAACGUGAAUUGAGGAGCGAUCGCACAGGAUGAUCUUGUAUUUUGAAACUAUAAUUCGCACCGAUUUGUUUUCUGCGUUACUACAAACCAUUCACAGCACCGAUUGUUCCACAGCACGUGUUUCAAAGCGCACCCUCUUUUGUCACGGUGCGGCAGCGAUCGGUCCGAAGGGCCAGGCCAGCAAAGCGAAUGUUUACUGCUUGUGGACCAAGCGCAGCAGCAGCCAGGCGAUCAAUAAAGAGUCACCGUGUAUGAUUUUGUAAAACUA